This is a messenger RNA of Ceratina calcarata, 2548 nucleotides long. RefSeq names its product Dachs ligand with SH3s. NCBI's taxonomy places the organism in Eukaryota, Metazoa, Arthropoda, Insecta, Hymenoptera, Apidae. The transcript has 5 exons. The record is from RefSeq and is a predicted model, not a curated record. The coding region runs from base 618 to 1823 and encodes 401 amino acids. Gene Ontology annotation, molecular function: protein binding.
AUUCUUGUUUGUUUAACACAAUUACUUAAAUCUGAAAUUAUUACCACCAUUUCAUCCUUUCUUAUUAGAAAGAAGUUUUGUAAACAAUCAUCACACGUUGGAACGGCACGACAAAAAGAAAUAUUUGCAUAUGUAAUUAUAUUACUUGCUUAACGUACCAGCGACACAGUUAAUUUAAUGAAAUAUUUCGGUGAACUUUUAACGCCGCGAACGAAUACCUUUCGUUGACAUAAUUUUUUAGCCGCGACAGGAUAUCGGCGAAGCGCCGUCUACCUGUUGCAUUCACGACUACAAGUGUGCUAUCUAAAUUCCAGUUUCAUCUGAUAUAUCCUUCGGGACUGGGAGAAAGAGGAAAAGAAGGACUAAUUGGGUUUCUGACUCGAGAUUUUUACCGUUACGUCCUCGGCGUAUUCAGUUUCGUGGAUAGUGAAAAUACCGAGGUACGGCUUGUCGAGUUCGAAGGAUAUCUCAAAUGCUCGAACGCUUGUUACACAUUUUUACUGGGAAUGCUUAAUAUGCUUACCCCUGUCUGUUAUGUCUUGCCUCGGUAAUGUUCUGCUACUCGACGAUAUUUGUUCUGGAAAUGUGAUUUUGAGCAAACUUUAAAACGAAACAGGAUGGCUUUUCUGUGUCCGGUUCGCAUACGUCGUGGAAAGAAAAAGAAACCUGGGGUGCAUAAUUUUAAUUUGGAGAAGGAUUGUGCUGGAACAGGAGGUGCAGGGCUUGGUCUAGGCACGAAAGUGCCAUUGCCUCCUGGUCGUAUAACAGGAAGCGCUAGCAUUGAAACAUUAGUCAGAGUUGGUAUAGAAAAAGAGAAUGGACUUUCGCCAGACAGCAAAAUGGUGAUUGUUCAUGACUUUACACCCUGUGUCGAUGACGAGCUUCAAGUGAAACGUGGCCAGGUUGUAAAUGUUUUAUAUAGAGAGAAUGAUUGGGUGUAUGUAAUAGCAGCUGAUACACGUAUGGAAGGCUUUGUACCACAUUCAUAUUGUGCACCUUACACGUCUCAGCUUGCUGAAUUAACUCUUGCUAGUCUUAUGAACAAUGUGAAAAAAAAAUUGCCCAGAUCUAACGAGACUGAUUGCGAUUUUGCUGGUACAGGUCGUUCUCAAACAGUAGACGCACAGCAAACCGACACUGGCUCGGCGUCCGACUGUGAAAGUUAUGCUCGUAACGUCACUACUGCCGAUGUAAACGUUAAUAGAUCUAAUAUCACACAGUCUCAAAAUUCUAUACAAACUAUAUCCUCUCAGCCAGAUGUGCACCCUUUCUUUAAGGAUCCAUCAGCUGGGAGGUACAUUGUACUUUAUACUUUUGUGGCUAGAGAUGAGAACGACGUUAGCGUUGAAAGAGGCGAAUUUGUAACCGUAUUAAAUCGAGACGAUCCUGACUGGUUUUGGGUACUUAGACAUUGCGAUGGUAACGAGGGAUUCGUGCCAUCUGGCUUUGUUUACCCGGGGCAUGUCCUUCAUUCAUAUGCAACAACGAAUACUACGACCACCACCACCACUACCGCGGCUACGACGUCCACGGAAACGCAUAGCUUAGGAAAAGGAAGUAGCAAUGUGCCAGGGAACGAGUCACUGCAGCAGAAAGGUUUACGAGAUUUUCGGGAUGAGACGAACGGCACGGAAUUAGUUGUACUUUAUGACUAUAAGGCGCAGGCGCCGGAUGAUUUAUCUGUAAAGAGAGCGGACUGGAUAUACGCGGAUUUAGGAAAUCAGACCGUAGACGGCUGGCUAUGGGCGUACGCGCCUAAGACUCGAAAAUAUGGAUUCAUUCCAAAAGCAUACGCUCGGCCUCCAGCUAUGACGAGCUUAUAACGACAUAAUUUUCUACUUCACCUCAUACGUUAUGCAUAUAUUCAAACAAUAGCACGCUAUUACGUAGAUUAAGGUGCUCGUCCACUUGUGUCGUGCUCUCACAUCGUAUCACUGUUGCGUAUCAUUAGGAACGGGUAAGCGUUACAUCAUAAUGUUAUUUCUGAGAUUCCGUGAAAUAACAAUUACUCCAAAUUAAUAAUCAUCAGGAACUAUUUCAGUUGGAAUAUUGUAAUAGUUAUGUAACAAAUCGUACAGUAAAUCAUGACUAAUUCUAAUAAAAUGCUUCAAGUAAAUGAGUUCCAUAUAAUAAUUUUAAUGAAAAAUAAGUACUCUUUAAAGUUGCCAAUUUUUUAUCAUCUGAAAAAUAUGAAAAAAAAUUUUUGUACGCAAUGAGCUUCUGCAUAAGUUUUCAAUUGCCUAAACAAAAAUUUCAUCUGUGGAGUGCAUAUAAAACUAUAAAGUAUUAGAAUUUUCUCACAGACAUAUGAGAAUAAGCCAAGCACCCAAACGUACUAAUAAGACUUCACAUAUGUAUAUAAGAACGGGGUGCAAUGAUGAUAUGAUAGGAGAAUUUGAUCCAAGUGAAUCCGCACCUUCGCGCGAAAGGUAUUCGAGAAAGAUGUUGCCAAUUGUAUACGUGCAUAGAAAAAAUAUAAUUUUCUUCGUGUAGGUAUUAUUAUUAACGCCGUUAAUGGGAAUGUUGGAAUCUAAUUUUAUACAUAUAU